CACUGCAGUAGCUCUCGAGCAACUUUCAGUGUUCAUUCGGAGGUCGUCGAGGUUGUGCCGCGUCUCUCGUGCCCGAAUCGACCUCGCAACUGAAUGUAUUCGUAACGGAACAUCCGUGGUAAUCCAUUCGGCGAAAUGUCCGUCUAACAGAGGGACGCAAUUUAUCGUUAUAGUUACCGAUAUGAGCGCGUUGUGAUUUUGUGCGUAACAAACUGGAGCCAUGUAUUUUUCUGUUUUUAUUGGUGUCGUGUUUUGUGUCACCCUGUGUAGUUCCGCUAAUUUUGACAGUGCGGAGCAGUGUUCUUGGUUGCCGGAUAACAACGAGGGCUCCUCGAAACUGGCCGUCACUUGCAACGUGAGGCUACUCGACGAAAGUGGAGCGAACAUCACCAACCUUCCCGCCGAGGUGACUUCAAGAUUACGCGUCACUUGCAACGGCGCCCUCUUUUUCGAAAGCGUCCUGCCGGCUCAGGGGCUGCACCGGUUACACGAGCUCGAAGAUUUACGAAUCAAGAACUGCAAAGUGUUAAACAUCGAACCCGACACGUUCGAUGGCCUCUAUAAUUUGAAAAAGUUGUACUUGAACACGUUCAACGCCGACUGGGGUCGGAGCAAGAGCCUCGAGCUGACGAGCUUCAGUUUCCGUGGGCUCAAAGAGCUUCAACUCUUGGACUUGGCCGAUAACAACAUCCGGUCGAUGCCAGAGGGUACGUUUUGUUCACUGACCAACCUCCAUACAUUAAAUUUGACGAGGAACCGUAUACGGAGUUCCGAGAGAAUUGGAAUCGACAGUCCCGACUGUAACAGCGGCGACUUGCAAAACCUUGAUCUAUCGUUCAACGAUAUCCGCAGUUUGUCCGAAGACUCGGGAUUUUCCAGACUCAGGCGACUCCAGACCCUCGACCUGCAAUACAACAACAUUUCGGAUGUUUCGGGCGAAGCGUUGGUCGGUCUCGUAUCCUUGAAAAUCCUCAAUUUAUCGAACAACAAAAUCGAAUCUCUGCCGCAAGGUCUUUUCGCGGGCUCGCCCGAGCUCAAAGAAAUCCACCUCCAAAACAAUUCUCUCUAUUCCCUCGCCAAAGGAUUGUUUCAUCGCCUCGAGCAACUCUUGGUCCUGGACUUGUCCGGUAAUCAGCUUACUAGUAACCACGUCGACAACGGCACAUUCUCCGGACUCAUUCGCCUGAUUGUGUUGAAUUUGUCUCACAACGCCCUAACACGCAUAGACGGUCGCAGCUUUAAGGACUUAUUCUUUUUACAAAUCUUGGACUUGAGAAACAAUUCUAUAGGAUUUAUAGAGGACAACGCUUUCUUGCCGCUGUACAACUUGCACACCCUCAAUCUCGCAGAGAACAGAUUAAAUACGAUCGGGCCGCAACUGUUCAACGGGCUGUACGUUCUCAGCAAACUCACUCUCAACAAUAACCUGAUCGUAAAUAUUGACGCUCGGGCUUUCCAAAAUUGUUCGGAUCUUAAAGAGCUGGAUUUAAGCUCCAACGCGCUUUCGCAAGUUCCGGAUGCGAUUCACGAGCUCGCCUUCCUGAAAACUUUGGACUUGGGUGAAAAUCAAAUAAGCGAGUUUAGAAACGGUUCGUUUAAAAAUUUGAACCAGCUAACCGGAUUGCGAAUGAUCGAUAACACGAUUGGCAACUUGACGCGAGGCAUGUUAUGGGAUUUACCGAGUUUGCAAGUGCUCAAUUUGGCGAAGAACAAAAUUCAAAACAUCGAGAGGGGUACGUUCGAGAGAAACACUCAAAUCGAGGCCAUCCGACUGGACGAAAACUUUCUGACGGAUAUUAACGGGGUGUUCGCUACGCUGGCGUCUUUGUUGUGGCUGAACCUGUCGGAAAAUCAUUUAGUGUGGUUCGAUUAUGCGUUCAUACCCAGCAAUCUCAAGUGGUUGGACAUCCACGGCAAUUUUAUCGAACACCUGGGCAACUACUACAAGAUACAAGACGAAAUCGGGGUGAAAACUUUAGAUGCUAGCCAUAAUCGCAUAACGGAAAUAGGGCCGAUGUCUAUACCCAACAGUGUCGAACUUUUGUUCAUAAACAACAAUUUUAUUCGAAAUAUUCAUAUUAAUACUUUUCUGGACAAAGCUAAUCUAGUGCGGGUCGACAUGUACGCCAAUGACUUGGUGAAUAUGGAUCUAAAUGCCCUUCGUAUUGCCCCGGUGCCAUCCAAUCGUUCGCUGCCGGAAGUUUACCUUGGAGGCAACCCGUUUCAUUGCGACUGCACCAUGGAGUGGCUUCAGCUGAUCAACAAUAUGUCCGGGUCGCGUCAGUAUCCCCGUGUGAUGGACGUCGAUAACGUCUUGUGCAAAAUGACACAUUCCCGAGGUAUGACCCAUAUGUCGCUUAGCCGGGCCAAGUCGAGCGACUUCUUGUGCAAAUACGAAACCCACUGCUUCGCGCUAUGUCAUUGCUGUGAUUUUGACGCAUGCGACUGCGAGAUGACAUGCCCUAACAAUUGCACCUGCUACCACGAUCAGACCUGGAACACCAACGUUGUCGAUUGUUCCGGCCAGGGAGCCGCCGAGAUCCCGCAAAAAAUACCAAUGGACGCCACCGAAGUCUACCUCGACGGCAACGACAUCAGGGAGUUGCAAAAUCACGCUUUCAUCGGCCGCAAGAAUAUGCGGGUUCUGUACGUAAACAAUAGCGGCGUGGAGGCGAUUCAGAACAGUACCUUUAACGGGCUCAAUACUCUGCAAAUUUUGCAUUUGGAGGACAACAGACUUUCCGAACUGAAAGGCUUCGAAUUUGAACAUCUAUCGAGUUUGAAAGAGUUGUACUUACAGAACAAUGCGGUCUCGCAUAUCGGGAACGGCACCCUGGAAUCGCUGUUGUCGUUGGAAAUUUUGAAGUUGGACGGAAACAAACUGGUUAUGUUUCCGGUGUGGCAGCUGUCGAUUAAUCCGCGACUGAACGAAAUCACAUUGGGGAACAACCCCUGGUCGUGUCGAUGCAAAUUUUUACAAAAGCUCACGCCCUGGGUAGCGGAAAACGCAAUGAAAGUAAUCGACAGCACGGACAUGAUGUGUUACAACCCCGAUCUCAAACCACCCCAGCGUAAAGAGUUGGACUUCAACAGUACCGCGUGCAGUGACUUUUACGCGGGAAGUUCGGUGAUUGACAGUAUGCUCGUGUCCGAUUACUGGCCGAUGGUAGUGAUAACGCUGUGCGUUGUGAUAUUGCUACUCCUAGUCGUCGUUUUAUGGUUCAUAUUCCAGGACCCAUUACGCGUUUGGCUUUACUCUCGUUACGGGGUCAGGUUAUGCAAUUUCCGCGACAAUUCGGCGCAACAGUUCGAGGACAGAGACAAGCUGUACGACGCGUUUGUUUGCUAUAGCCCCAAGGACGAAGAAUGGGUGGUACAAUCUUUGGCAGCCGAAUUGGAACCCAAAUAUCAGCUGUGUCUUCAUUAUCGCGAUAUUCCGCACAGCGCUUACAUUCAGCACACCGCGCCGGCAGUGCUGGAAGCGACCGAGGCGAGUCGAAGGGUUAUUUUGGUCCUAACCAGGAACUUCUUGGAGACCGAGUGGUCUAGAUUUGAGUUGCGACAGGCGCUCCACGAGGCCAUCAAGGGGAGAAUUUUUAAACUCGUCAUAAUCGAAGAGGGCGUGCUACACGAGGCCGUCCUUGAUCCCGACCUGCGGUUGUAUUUGAAAACCGCGGAACACGUGCGCUGGGGCGAGAAGCGAUUUUGGGAGAAACUUAAAUACGCCCUUCCGUCAAUAGAGACCCGAGACAAAAUAAAUGCCAACUACAGACGUAACAUCAACAAUUACACGAUCGAUUCGAGGGUAGCCGCCAACGGAACCCAUCAUCACUCGCAUCACUCGUACCCGGAAAAGCUAAGGCCUCAGGGCCCGCCUUCACCCGGUAUGCAGAUGAUGCCUCCACCGGCAUAUACCGCCGGCUUGCCUCAGGAGGUAGACGAUGCCAACUACUCGUCUGCGACGACGGCCACGCCGUCUCCGAGACCUUCCAGGCGGAUGACCCAGGAGCCGAGGCCGAUCUCGGACCACAUCUAUUCGAGUAUAGACUCCGAUUAUAGUACCCUCGAAAGGGGUAGCUCGGGUCGGCGGGGACCACCGUGGAGGCCCCCCCACGUGGUGAUGCAGACCGCGGGCGUCAACAGCGGCGGCCAGGCCUAUCUUGUGUGAUAACAUGACUGACUAGGUAUACUUACUAUAAAUAUAUUUUAAAGAGACUCGUAAAAAUGUCUAACUAAUUAUAGUUCGUGUAAUUAUUUUUCCUGUAUCAUUUUUGUACAUUGCUGUAUAUAGAUAUAUUUAUUUGUUUUCCUAUUAGUUUGUAUUAUGUGUAUAUUUUUUACGAAAAGCGAAAUGAAUUACGUAAUAAAUACGAUGUGAAAUU
Cylas formicarius (sweet potato weevil) is the source of this 4382-nucleotide messenger RNA. Its product is annotated as toll-like receptor 7. Gene Ontology annotation, molecular function: protein binding. The coding region runs from base 221 to 4168 and encodes 1315 amino acids. NCBI's taxonomy places the organism in Eukaryota, Metazoa, Arthropoda, Insecta, Coleoptera, Brentidae. Gene Ontology annotation, biological process: signal transduction. The transcript has a single exon. The record is from RefSeq and is a predicted model, not a curated record.